Messenger RNA from Cucurbita moschata (crookneck pumpkin), 3073 nucleotides. RefSeq names its product proline-rich receptor-like protein kinase PERK8. The transcript has 8 exons. The record is from RefSeq and is a predicted model, not a curated record. The coding region runs from base 591 to 2852 and encodes 753 amino acids. Lineage: Eukaryota; Viridiplantae; Streptophyta; Magnoliopsida; Cucurbitales; Cucurbitaceae. Gene Ontology annotation, biological process: protein phosphorylation. Gene Ontology annotation, molecular function: ATP binding; protein kinase activity.
UACAAAGCUUUAUUCGUUCAUUUUGGCCUCUCUGCAUGUGCGAGCUCAACAUCGGCUCCAGCAAGUCGCACCCACGUUUUGUAAAACCGCCCCCCAUUAUUGUCACCAGAGGAUAUUUCUGGGGCUACCGAGUGGACUUCAGAGAUCCCAUUUUCGAGCUUCGGACUCGGUCGCAGAGGGGGAUUUCAUCGCUUCAGCGAGAGGUAUGAGCUCUGUUCUUCAGUUUCAUUCCAUUUACUGAUGUGGGGUUCCCGCAUUUUGCGAUUUCGGCAUUGGGGUUUCUCUAGUUUUGAUGAAUUUGUACUGCGCUUUGUUGAUCUGGUAGAUUAUGGUUCGUUUUGUUUGUUCUGUUGAUUUGGAAGCUUUGGGAUAGGAAUUUUGUUCGAAUUUCUUUGAUAGUUGGCUUACUGAAUCAGUGUUUUUGUUGCGCAUUUUUGUGAAGUUUGGGCGAUUUGAAUGAGAUUGGUGAUACAUUGACUGAGAUGAGCUCGUGAUUGGAUUGUGAGGUUUAUGUGUGAAUGAUUCUGUAAUCGGGAAUGGAAGUUUUGUGGUGAAUCUUGUGAUUGUUUAAGGGCUCUGUGAAUUGGAUUAUGGCUUCUUCGCCUUCUCCGAGUGUUUCUCCUCCUGAGAAUCCGUCAGAUUCCGCAUUUUUUUCACCUCCUUCUCCUUCUCCUCCGGCGGAAUCCGCAAUAUCUCCGACAUCUUCUGAGCCUAAUCAGACCGGUGAACCUCCUUCUUCACCUUCUACUCCUUCAGCUCCACCUCCUCAAUCACCACCAGCUGAUGCUCCUCCUCCUUCUCCUCCACUGUCUCCUCCACCAUUGACAGCAUCACCACCUGCACCACCUGAAUCCCCACCUCCUCCACCACCACCUUCGCCUCCUUUAUCUUCGCCGUCGCCACCAUCAACCUCUGCACCACCACCUUCAACAUCAACCUCUCCUCCACCACCACCACCACCAACUUCCUCUGCAUCACCACCUCCUCCAGAUCAAUCCACUGCCUCUCCUCCUCGUGAUGCUUCUCCUUCGCCUCCUGAUUUAACGACGUCGCCGCCUCCACCACCAGCAGCAGACAAUUCUCCACCUCCUCAAUCUAAUCCUAGUCCUCCACCUUCAACUUCCUCUCCUCCUCCCCCUGACAUAACUUCAGCUUCUCCACCUCCACCUUCUAAGGCCCCAACACCACCUUCACCGAAGGGAGAGUCGCCUAAUGUAUCUCCCCCAGCCCCCAAGGUUUCUCCUCCUCCUUCUGAUUUUCAAUCUCCACCAUCAGUUGAGGUCCCCCCACCAAGAUCCUCAGUUCCAUCACCUCCUCCUUCAGUCCCUUCAUCAUCUACUCCUCCUCCAGUUACUCUUCCUGGUUCUCCAUCUAAUUCAUCCGCUGAAGGCCCCAUUAGCCCUCCAACUUCUGGUAUACCCGAACGACCGAUUCCAACAAUGAAUGGUACUGACAUCACAGCAAAGAAAGGGGGUCUCAACACCGGAACAUCUGUGGCAGUUGGCAGUGUGGUUGGUGUUCUAGUGCUGAGUCUUGUUAUCAUGGGUAUGUGGUUUGUUCUGAAACGGAAGAGAAGAAAGAAGAGUAUCCCUUACGCCAUGCCUUCUCCUUUUUCCUCCCAAAACUCAGAUUCAAUUUUCUUAAGGCCCCAUUCUUCAGCUCCCAUGGCAGGCAGUCGUACCGAUAGUGAAUUCAAGUAUUCAUCAUCUGAAGGAGGUGGAGUAGGUAAUUCAAGAUCAUUUCCUUAUGAAGAGCUACACCAGGCAACGAGUGGAUUUUCGUCGAAUAAUCUUUUGGGGGAAGGUGGAUUUGGUUGUGUGUACAAAGGCACCCUUGCAGAUGGUAGAGAGGUAGCCGUUAAACAACUUAAAGUGGGUGGUGGUCAGGGAGAACGAGAGUUCAGAGCCGAAGUUGAGAUUAUUAGCCGAGUACACCAUCGACAUUUGGUUUCCCUGGUCGGUUACUGUAUUUCUGAUUAUCAAAGAUUGCUCGUCUAUGAUUAUGUUCCAAACAAUACCCUUCAUUACCAUCUGCACGAUGCGAACAGGCCUGUUUUAGCUUGGGCUACACGUGUUCGAAUCGCUGCUGGUGCAGCCCGUGGAAUUGCUUACCUACAUGAAGAUUGCCAUCCACGCAUUAUUCACAGGGAUAUUAAAUCGUCUAACAUUCUGCUCGAUAUCAACUUCGAAGCUCAGGUUGCAGAUUUUGGGCUUGCUAAAUUGGCAUUGGAUUCGCAUACACAUGUAACGACUCGUGUAAUGGGAACCUUUGGAUACAUGGCUCCAGAAUACGCAACAAGUGGGAAAUUGACAGACAAAUCUGAUGUUUUCUCUUUUGGGGUUGUACUUUUGGAGUUAAUUACCGGUCGCAAGCCUGUAGAUUCUUCUCAGCCUUUAGGGGACGAGAGCUUAGUCGAAUGGGCUCGACCGUUGCUGGCACAAGCUAUCGAGGACGAGAAUUUUGAAGAACUGGUGGAUCCAAGGCUAGAGAACAGUUACGUUGACAGAGAAAUGUUUCGGAUGAUCGAAGCAGCCGCCGCAUGCGUUCGUCAUUCGGGAGUAAAGAGGCCAAGAAUGAGUCAGGUGGUGAGAGCUCUAGACUCAUUAGAUGAAAUGUGUGAUCUCGCAAAUGGGGUGAAACCUGGGCAAAGUGGAGUGUUUAAUUCAGCUGAACAUUCUGCUCAGAUCAGAAUGUUUCAAAGAAUGGCUUUUGGGAGUCAAGAUUACAGCUAUGGUUACUCGGAUCGAGAUCGAAGUCGGAGUUACAGUCAAACUCCGAGUAGCUGGAGUAGAGAAUCCAGAGAUCAAAGCCCGUCGGCGCCUAUGAAUCGAUCCCGACAAUGGAACAUCUGAAUUUGGAGGUGGAAUCAGGUUGAAUUCCUUGUAAAUCUGUGCUCAAAUUUUCCGAUUACAAAUUUAUUCUGUUGAUGUUCUCCUCUGUCUGGUAACAAGGUUUUGACAUGAUAAAAGCUUGGUAUUUUGAGGAGUAACUGUACUAUUCUUUGUACACUACUUACUAUUCUUUGUGGCAAGUAAUUGAAUUUUGAAGCCUGGUUUUAGGGAUGAAUUUACUU